Molecule: messenger RNA, 2710 nt
Organism: Priapulus caudatus
Lineage: Eukaryota; Metazoa; Priapulida; Priapulimorpha; Priapulimorphida; Priapulidae
Product: serine/threonine-protein phosphatase 2A 56 kDa regulatory subunit alpha isoform-like
Exons: 13
Coding region: 299-1504 (401 amino acids)
Biological process (GO): signal transduction; protein dephosphorylation
Cellular component (GO): protein phosphatase type 2A complex; nucleus; cytosol
Molecular function (GO): protein phosphatase activator activity
Source: RefSeq, a predicted model, not a curated record
UUGAGAUUGAGACGACCAUCACAGGCCCCAAAUGAUCGAAAAAUUCAUGUUUUGAUGGGCACAGGAGAGGAUAUAACAACGUUCCAUAUUGCAAGGUCAGAUAAAAUCGACCAAUAUAAAUGUAGCUGAGAUCAUUGUGAUCAUGGAACUAUAAAGGCAGGAGUGGACUACAGAAAAGUUUGUCCACCAUCCCAUAAGGCUUUCCACAUUGUCAUCUACUGGUGCUACGUUCCAUUUAUAGCACAUAUCUGCCGGAGUGAGAAGACAUUAACAGGAGGAGGCCACGUCGAGCGUCAACAUGUCCGCCGGUGCUUUCGUCGACAAGAUCGAUCCGUUUGCGAAGAGGACGCACAAGAAGAGGCAGCGCCGGUCGCAGGGCUCGUCCCGCUAUCGCACGCAGGGCGAUCAGGAACUCACAGCACUUCCACUACUGAAAGAUGUUCCGUCAAGCGAACAGACCGAUCUGUUCAUCAAGAAGCUGCAGCAGUGCUGCGUCGUCUUCGACUUCAUGGACCCCGUGUCAGACCUGAAGAGCAAAGAGGUGAAGCGGGCAUGCUUGAAUGAGCUCGUGGAUUUCAUCACAGGCAACCGAGGUGUCAUGGUGGAGCCAGUGUAUCCUCACGUCAUACAGAUGGUCUCGAGCAACUUAUUUCGCACUCUCCCACCAAGCGAAAAUCCAGAGUUUGACCCAGAGGAGGACGAUCCAACGUUAGAGGCUUCCUGGCCACACCUACAGAUUUCUUAUGAGUUCUUGUUACGUUUCCUGGAAUCGCCAGACUUCCAGCCCAGCAUAGGCAAAAAAUACAUUGAUCAAAAGUUUGUUCUUCAGUUGUUGGAGCUGUUUGACAGUGAAGACCCAAGAGAGCGAGAUUUUCUCAAAACCGUGUUGCACAGAAUCUACGGAAAGUUCCUUGGUCUCAGGGCAUACACACGCAAGCACAUCAACAAUAUUUUUUUAAGUGAGUACCUGAUAUCAUCUUAUAUGCUUUACUGUACAGUGAUGUACCUGGGAGAGAUCGAAGAGAUACUCGACGUCAUCGAGCCGAGUCAGUUUGCCAAGGUGCAGGAGGUGCUCUUCAAGCAGAUAGCCAAGUGCGUGUCGAGUCCGCACUUCCAGGUGGCGGAGCGAUCGCUGUACUUUUGGAAUAACGAGUACAUCAUGAGUUUGUUAGAAGAGAACUCUAAUGUGAUUCUGCCAAUCAUGUUCCCUGCACUGUACUGGAUAUCAAAGGAGCACUGGAACCAGACGAUCGUGGCGCUUGUCUACAAUGUGCUCAAGACGUUCAUGGAGAUGAACAGCAAGCUGUUUGACGAGCUGACGUCCAACUACAAGGCCGAGAGACAGAAAGAGAGGAAGCGAGAGAAGGACCGAGAGGAACUGUGGAAAAAGCUGAACGACUUGGAGAUCCAGAAGAGGCCGAAGCCAUCGCCGUCGUCGGUGCAGAACGCGAGCGGAGGCGGCGCCACGGCAACCACCGACGCCACCCAUCCGACGAAAAGCUGAGCUCCCACGCCACGAGGUGUCGCCACCGCUGUCGCCGCCAUCGUCGUCGUCGUCGUCGCCCCCACCACCGCCUCGCCUCUCGCCCGCGCGCGGUCGCGAGACAGUGCUAGGUUAUCCACAGAGCAGCAGUCGAUCCUCCGGGAAUCGAUCCGAGAAGACGAUCCGGAUCCGGGAGCGUUCCCGCUCGAGAGGCCGGGCGGGAAAGGCGAGUUGCUUCGUCGACGUUCCCGGCGGGGAGGUCCGUCGAAGCGCGCGCACGUUCGCUUGUUUUCGGUCGGGCGACGAGCGGGUGUCGCGCGCGUGAUCGGAGCGAGACGUGUCGUCUCUCGCCCCGCGUGCGCACGAGCGCAGGCCGCAUGUUCUAGAGGUCAGAAGUCGUAGGCUAGAGGUCACUCAGAGGUCACUCUUCUUCUCGUCACUCUCCUGUGUUUAGUGCGAGUUUGUUCGACAUUCUGUUGUUUGCGUCGAGUAAAAUGAAUGUGGACGAAGGCAGCCCCCCCCCCAGCAUAUCAAAUACGUAGCACUGGAAAAUUGUACACAAUAGGAUAACCUAAGACCUACCACAGGUGUAUUGACCGUAGCACUGGUCGAUCACAUACCUAGCACUAGUAUGCCGUACACAUGGCACUGGUCUGUCUUAGCACUGGUAUAUCCUAUAUCUAACCCUGUUAUAUUGUAUACCUUGCAUUGGUAUGUUAUAUAAUUUACCCUGAUAUAUUUUAUACCUAGCACUUGUGUAUUGCGUAUCUAGCAUUGGUACGACAGGUACCUAGCGUUGGUAUAUCGUAUAACUACUAGCAGUGGUUUGUUGUAUACCUAGUGCUGGUAUAGAAUGCACCUAGUGUGUGUGUAUCGCACACCACGUCGCCACGUUUCAACCUGGGCCUCGUGCGAGUGUGUGUUGCAGCCAUUUCAUUGGCGAGGUGUCCCUGUUUGCAGGCAGGGGAUCCCUGAAUAUCGACGGCGGCUGAGCGGCGUGCGCGAGAGAGGUGUUAGUAAUUAAGGGUGAUUAAGGUUGUGAUAGGUGUGCCCAGGAGGUCUCGUUCACAAUGUUCAGACUGCGACCUCCUCCGUGUGUGCAUGCGUGUGCGUGCGUGCGUGCGUGCGUGCGUGCGUGCGUGCGUUCACGUGUUUCUGGAAAUACAGGACCACCCUUCCUUCUCCCGACCUCCCCCCUUCCUUCUCCCGACCUCCCCCCUUCCUUCU